GGAGGCUGUACGCAUGCAGAAUUAGUGUGCAUACUGUAUACUGCUUUUAUCGGAUUCUGAAAGGAACCCAUGAACCCAAAAAACAGGUUUAGAAAAAUCAAGUUGCCUUAGGAUCUCAGGAUGACGGAAGGAAGUAUGCAAAUCAAUUCGCACUGGAGGAGUUUGAAAUUUAAUUAGGGAGCCAAACUUAAUGCAGCCGAUACAAUGGGAGAACCAUAAAAGGCAAACAUAUCCAUUUUGAGCUUCAUUUUGUGGUGCAGUCUGCGGGAGGCCAGAAAAAGAGGGAGAAGAGUGAGUAUGCAGAAGAGAAGGCUUCCUGGAAGAGGUGAGAUUCAACAUCCCUCUGUUCUCCUAUCUCAGGCUCUUGUCCUGGCAUGUUCGUGUUGAGCACAUAAAGACACAAAAGCAGAUGUGAAGUCCCUCAUGGCGAAGUUUAACACGGGGGGCAACCCCACGGAGGAGGUCUCUGUCAACAGCCGCCCCUUCAAAGUCGCGGGGCAAAGCUCACCUUCAGGAGUACAAGCUAAAAAGAACCUAUUCAACAACCAAGGAAGUGCCAGCCCUCCUGCGGGACCUAGCAACGUACCUAGGUUUGGGUCCCCAAAGCCACCUUUGGCAGUGAAACCUUCAUCUGAGGAGAAGCCUGACAAGGAGCCCAAGCCCCCGUUUCUAAAGCCUACAGGAGUGGGCCAAAGAUUUGGACCACCGGCAAACUCAGCCACCAGAGACCCUGAGGUAAAAGUGGGAUUUCCAAAACCUGUAGGCUCCAAGCCCAUCAAUGUGCCCAAGGAAGAUUCCAAACCUGUGUUUCCCCGGCCCCAUGGGAAUAAGCCUUUGCUUCACAAUGUAAACGAAGACCACGACCUAAAGCCACCAGGCCCCAAGCCGGGCUCUAAUCCCCCAGCCCAGGAAACUGAGCAGAAGCAAGUGUUCCCCAAGUUGGCUGGGGUUAAAAGCAAGUUUGGGUCAGCCUCCCAAGACCACGACCCCAAGCCCCUCUUAACCAAGCCCGUCUUUGGCCAGAAGCCAUCCCUGAGUAGCGAUGACAGCCAUGAAGACGAGAACGCCAAGAACGCGUCUCUACAGAAAGGCCUCCCGACCCCCCUUGGAGCCAAGUCCAAAAUGACCCCUUUAAAACCAACAAGGCAUGACGAAGAAAAUAAAGACCAGGGAGGAGAGACGUCAAGUUCACCUUUCCCUGGCGUGGUUCUGAAACCUGCCGUGAACAGAGGAAGCCCAGGCCUCUCCAAAAAUGCUGAGGAGAAAAAAGAAGAUAGGAAGAUAGAUGCUGCUAAGAACGUCUUCCUGAGCAAAAUGAAUCAGGAAGACCCAGCCUCUGGGGCUCCUCCUGCCAAGUUCCCUAAGACGCCUUCUAAGCUGACAGGGGCAGGGCCAUGGGGCCAAAUUCAGGAGAAGGAAAAGGAAGAUAAGAAUUCAGCCACCCCCAGGCAGAAGCCCCUGCCUCCCCUGUUCACCCUGGGCCCACCGCCACCAAAGCCCAGCAGACCCCCAAAUGUUGACCUGACGAGAUUCCGCAAAGCCGCUUCUGGAAACAGUACCAACAAAGGCCAAAUGUGUUACUCAACUACUUCCCUCCCACCACCUCCACCGUCCCAUCCAGCCAGCCAACCACCAUUGCCAGCAUCUCACCCAACACAACCGCCAGUCCCAAGUCUACCUCCCAGAAACAUUAAGCCUCCCUUAGAUCUAAAAAGCGCUGUAAAUGAAGAAAAUCAAGAUAGUGUCAUGCACUCUGAUGGUACUGGAAACCUAGAUGAGGAACAAGAGAGUGAAGGAGAAACCUAUGAAGACAUAGAAGCAACCAAAGAAAGAGAGAAAAAAAGGGAAAAGGAGGAAAAGAAGAGAUUAGAACUGGAGAAAAAGGAACAGAAAGAGCGAGAAAAGAAAGAACAAGAAAUAAAGAAGAAAUUUAAACUAACAGGCCCUAUUCAAGUCAUCCAUCAAGCAAAAGCUUGCUGUGAUGUCAAAGGAGGAAAGAAUGAACUGAGCUUCAAGCAAGGAGAGCAAAUUGAAAUAAUCCGCAUCACAGACAACCCUGAAGGAAAAUGGCUGGGCAGAACUGCCAGGGGGUCAUAUGGCUAUAUUAAAACAACUGCCGUGGAGAUUGACUACGACUCCCUGAGGCUGAAGAAGAGUUCUCUCGGUGCUCUUUCAUCAAGACCGAUUGGAGAUGACCAGGAGGUAUAUGACGAUGUCGCAGAGCAGGAUGAUAUUAGCAGCCACAGUCAGAGUGGAAGUGGAGGGAUGUUCCCACCUCCCCCAGAUGAUGAUAUUUACGAUGGGAUCGAAGAGGAAGAUACUGAUGAUGGCUCCACACUACAGGUUGAAGAGAAGAGUAAUUCGUGGUCCUGGGGGAUUUUGAAGAUGUUAAAGGGAAAAGAUGACAAAAAGAAAAGUAUACGAGAGAAACCUAAAGUCUCUGAGUCAGACAAUAAUGAAGGUUCAUCUUUUCCUGCUCCUCCUAAACAAUUGGACAUGGGAGAUGAAGUUUAUGAUGAUGUGGAUGCGUCUGAUUUCCCUGCUCCACCAGCAGAGCUGAGUCAAGGAGCCAAGGCUAAGACAGAAGAAAAAGACCCCAAGAAGCUAAAAAAGCAGGAAAAAGAAGAGAAAGACUUCAGGAAAAAGUUUAAAUAUGAUGGUGAAAUUAGAGUUUUAUAUUCAACCAAAGUUGCACCCUCCUUAACUUCUAAAAGGUGGGGGACCAGAGAUCUACAGGUGAAGCCCGGUGAAUCUCUCGAAGUUAUACAAAGCACUGAUGAUACGAAAGUUCUCUGCAGGAAUGAAGAAGGGAAAUUGAUGGAGAGAUCUAUGAUGAUAUUGCUGAUGGUUGCAUCUAUGACAAUGACUAGGUCUCAGCUAUGUUCAUUCUGCCGUGUUCAUUUGACGCCAGUAUGAAAUCUGAGCUUUAGCUGACCUAUUAUUGGAUAUCACAGAAAAUGAACUCAGGAACGACUUAUUACCAUUUGUUUUAAAAUUCUGAUUAUCUUUACAAAAUUUUGAAACUUUGGACUUAGAAAAUGAUCUUAACAUCUUGGAAGACUGCGUCAAUGAGAUGUAGAAUUAUUAAAUAUUCCAUUUCUGCCUCAGCAACAAUUAUGAAGGCGCUUCUCUGAGACCAUCAGUAGACCUCCCCUUCCUAAAAAAAAAAAAAAAAAAAGAAGAAGAAGAAGAAGAAAUGACUGUGUUGUCUAAAGAAACAUGAGGACAAAGAAUAAAGAAAUAUAAGGAAGGAAAUUUUAAGGCAUUCCACAAGAAGGAAAACCAUUGUUUGAACCGCUAAUUAUGAUUGUAUCUUAUAUUCUUCAUUCAAAGUAUCUAUCUUUAAAAAAGGUAGAACUUGCUGGGGGGAUAAAUGUUUUCAAAAAUUAUAGCUGUAGCAGAAUUUUUGUAUAAAGAUCGCCCCUGAUUGUUAAUUGUGAAUAUAUGUUAAUUAUUUGAUAAGAAUGUAUGCAUUUAGUAUGCACAUUUAAGAUUAAAACUGUAGAAGAGUCAAAAAUAAGUUUUCUUUUUGCAGAUUCAUCCACUAACAGUUUAAUUAUGUGCUCUGUUUAAAGUACUGUUUUAACUAGAGUAGAUAUAAAUGAGGGCUACCCUAAAAUUAUGAAGAAUGGAAGAACGGACUUUGAAAUUAAUUAGUCUUUUAUGGUACCUCUUUACUACAAAGCCUCAUUUGAAGGUUUUUGUUUUUCAAUUACCUCUGUGGAACUGUUUUUUUUUUUAACCACUUUACAGAAAAUUUGGCCUACUGUUUGGAGUAGGGUGUUCCCUACUCGCAUAUUCAUUCCCAAAGCAUCUCCAAAACAAAACAUGGGGCAUUUGGGUUCCAAAUGCUAAGAACACUAAACACCAUGAUACAAAAUGCAAAACCCUAACACACAGGAAAAUCCCAUGUUAAGUAAUUUUUUCACAACUUCCAAAAUAUGCAAAUCAUAAUGCUGGCUUUACUAGUAAUGAAUGGUGAUGUGAGAUUGGGUAAUUUAUUUAUCUCCCCCUGCCCCAUUUGCUCAUCUGGAAAUUAUAGAAUUAGAUUAAAUCAGUUUUUCCAAACUUUUUCAACACCAGUUACCUCAAACUUUUAUAAUCCAUUCCCCAGCCCCAACCUCAUAUUUCAGAAGCUUUUGUUUAUUUUUAAAACUCAUUGAUUAAAUAAUGAUUAAUGCAUUUUCCAUAUCGUAAUAUUGCAAAGGCCCAUUGGAGCUUCUGAAGAGUGGCCCUACUGAAUUGACAUCAUUUCAAAUAACUGUAGCCUCAGGGGCACCUGGGUGGUAGCUCAGUUGGUUAAGCAUCUGACUCUUGAUUUUGGCUCAGGUCAUGCAUGGGAUCAAGCCCUGCGUCAGGCUUGAGCUGACAGCGCAAAGCCUACUUGGGAUUCUGUUUCUCCCUCUGUCUCUGCCCCUCCCCCACUCACACUCUGUAUCUCAAAAUAAUAAAUACAUAAACUUUAAAAGAAAUAAUUGUACCUCAGCCUUCAUAUAGGUGAAGUGGGAUUUCCAUUUGGUGUGUUGAGAUUUGAAAAUAGAUCAUAAACCUUUACUACUCAAUUUAUAGAUUUCUGGAGGUCUGAGACUCCCCACAUUAGAAACCAAUGAUGUCAAAGUCCCCUCCCAAUUAUGAAAUACUUUGAUGUCUACUUUUUGAUGGAGUAAGCCAGUAUAUGCUCAUAUGAUAAAAUUAUUUUAAUACUAAAUUACAUAGCUCAAAAGUGGUUUCGUUUUGUUAAAUUUGGUAGUAAAUAUACAUAAUACACUGACAGUGUAUUUCCGGUAAUUUUUUUCUGAUUGAGAAUAACAUAAAUUCAAUACAAUGUCACUUUUUAAAAUUCCAGAUUAAAUCAAGAGAAUAUUUGAGUUUUGGGUUAUACACCAAGAAACAGACACACACAUUGCUACAAAAGAUUAAUGUAAUAGGUAAUAAUCUUAAUAUAAAAGAUAUUUGACAUAUUAA
Molecule: messenger RNA, 4965 nt
Organism: Neofelis nebulosa (Clouded leopard)
Lineage: Eukaryota; Metazoa; Chordata; Mammalia; Carnivora; Felidae
Gene: FYB1
Product: FYN binding protein 1
Exons: 18
Coding region: 424-2916 (830 amino acids)
Biological process (GO): integrin-mediated signaling pathway; T cell receptor signaling pathway; protein localization to plasma membrane
Cellular component (GO): plasma membrane
Molecular function (GO): lipid binding; protein binding
Source: RefSeq, a predicted model, not a curated record